CAACUGUGUACGCCAUUUUUGUUUUUAUUCGCAGCGUAAAUUUGUGUACGUUUUACUGGAAUUUUCGGCGAACUUAUUCCAUCCAGCAAGAUUGAACGAGACAGUUUUAGCGUUAAAUGGUUCCCCUGUUUCAGGGGUAAACAUUUGCAGACAUUGGGCGUAUCGCGAGCAAGCACGUCAAGGUGACCGUGUCUCAGUCUCCGCGGAAUCAUUCGACUUCACGUAAAGAACGAGCGGUCACUCCGUACAACAGUCCUGUAAAAAGUAUAGCAAUGAAUCACGUGAUCAAGAACGAUCCCGACAGUGAACCAGAAGAAAUGGACACACAGGGAGCCGAUGAUGCGACUAUCAAAGCAAAGGAUGUCAAGAUGAUUGAAAGCGAUGAAGUGGCAUAUGAGAAUCAGGUGAAUGCCGUCGUCAAUGGUAGAGAGGUGAAUGCUGUCAGUAAAAAUUGCGACGAACCGAUGGAGGAAGAUGAGGCGCGAUCUGAAGCCACGUUUAGCUUCACCGUGCAGAGCAUCAGUCGACUCAAGGACACCGUGCUCAGCCCGCCGACGUUCGUCAGAAACCUGCCGUGGAAGAUUAUGUGCAUGCUGAGAACGUCGCAGAACCAGGAGCGGCAGGUUACGAAGAGCCUGGGAUUUUUCUUGCAGUGCAACGCGGAGUCUGAGUCGACGUCUUGGUCGUGCAACGCGUCUGCAGAGCUGCGGUUGAUAAACAAUGCAGACACAGAGAAAACGUUCCAAAGAAAAAUUCAACAUCUCUUCUAUAGUAAAGAGAACGACUGGGGCUUCAGCCAUUUUGUUCCAUGGAGUGAUGUGUUGGACACGGAUAAAGGUUACGUGAAAGAUGACACGAUCACGUUGGAGGUGUCUGUGUCGGCUGAUGCACCGCAUGGCGUAAGCUGGGACUCCAAGAAGCACACCGGUUACGUGGGGCUGAAGAACCAGGGUGCCACCUGCUACAUGAACUCCCUACUGCAGACGCUUUUCUUCACAAACAAACUCAGAGAGGCCGUGUACCUGAUGCCGACGGAGAAUGACGACACGAUGAAGAGCGUCGCCUUCGCGCUGCAGCAGGUCUUCUACGAGCUAGAGUUCAGCGACAAGCCCGUCGGAACGAAGAAGCUGACAAAGUCGUUUGGGUGGGAGACGUUGGAUUCGUUCAUGCAGCAUGAUGUUCAGGAGCUGUGUCGCACUGAGAUGGAACUCUGGCACGCCGAGCUGCUAAAAGAACUAACACCCGAGCCUUGUCCGUUCGUCGACAACAACAAGGCUGAUGAGCGGCACCAGACUAAGUGCAAAGUGUGUCGCAGAUGGGGGGACCACGUCAAGGAGAUGCAUAUCAAACCUAGAGACAUCUACUGGAAGAACUCCGACUGCCAGCGAUGGCAGAGCGACCCGUGGCAGAUAGCGAAGCUGAAAAACGAACAGGACUUCACAGUACUGCACGCCAAGGAUUACCACAUUCUAUUCAAGAUGGCGAAGGAACAUGGCCGCCGCUUGGAGGAACUGGAAGCGGGCCAGGACAUGGACAAAGAAAUACAAUGGCUGAACGAUAUUGUCACCUGCAUGAAAGACGAAUUGGGGUCGAGCAAAGACGAAUGGGCGUCGAGCAAAGACGACAUCGCGAACUUAGAGAAGGUAGUCGAACAACUUCGUCAAAGUGUCAAAAUCUUCGAGGACCGGUUUGUGGAGAGCCAGCGCGACAAAAAACCAACGGGUAGGACUCUGCUCUUCAUGAACUCUGGUCAGUGGAAGGUGGGCGGCCCAGACGAGACGGACGAGUCUGGACUUUUAAAUCUCAUCAAGAACUGCACACGGUUCGACGACCUUGUCAAUAGCAAGUUAACGAGAAAGAAUUUUCCUUUCAAGAUGUUAGAGAUCAGGAACUGUGUGUAUCAUAACCGUGAUCGUGAUGUGUCAGAGGAAGACUUAAAGCAGAAUUUCAUCAACAUGACUGAAUUCGUCAAAGACAUAAGGAAAACCGGGAAGAAAGCCAAUGCAGAUCCGGUAGUGCAGGCCCUGAAACAGGUGCGGUCACUGUUGUUGUUGUACUUGCAGUCAUAUGUUAACUGCAAACACGUCGAGUACAUGUCAUCCCGGGUAGAACCCUUCUACGAUAUCCAGCUCAACGUAAAGGGAAAGAGAAACAUUCACGAGUCAUUCAAGGACUACGUGGCCAUUGAGGUGUUUGAGGGUGACAACAAGUACGAUGCCGGGGAACACGGAUUGCAGGAUGCGGAGAAAGGCGUCUGGUUCAAGUCGUUCCCACCGGUUUUACACCUGCAGCUAAUGAGGUUCCAGUAUGACCCGGUCACCGACACAAACAUCAAAAUCAACGACAGGUUUGAGUUUCCGGAGAAGCUGAACCUGGACAAGUUCCUGCAGACGGCAGAGCCGACGGCAGCGAGCUACACGCUCCACGCCGUGCUCGUUCACAGCGGCGCCAACCACGGCGGACACUACGUCGUCUACAUCAACCCGAAGGGUGACGGAAAGUGGUGCAAGUUCGACGACGACGUGGUGUCGCGAUGCACGAAGCAGGAGGCGAUGGAGAACAACUUUGGCGGUCACGAGGAGGACGUGAGCGUGAAGCGCUGCACGAACGCGUACAUGCUCGUCUACGUGCGCGACAGCAGUCUAGGUGAGCUGCUCCAGACGGUCACGGAGAACGAUAUUCCGACGACACUAGUGGAUCGGCUGCAGGAAGAGAAGAAGCAGGAAGCCAUCCGACGAAAAGAGCGAAGUGAGGCACACCUGUUCAUGACGAUACUGGUGUUGCUAGAGGAUGACUUCAAUGGUCACCAAGGCAACGACCUCUACGACUCAGACCGAGCUCACUCACGAACGUUUAGGGUGAAGAAAAUGACAACUCUUGAUGAAGCGAUGGACCUGCUAGCCGAAAAUAUGAAAAUACCUAGACAACAAAUGCGGCCGUGGCCAUUCAACGUGCGGACAAACCAGACAUUCCGGCCGACUAAGGAGCUGGUGCUUUAUCCAAACAAGAACGGUUCGGUCGGGAGUCUGCUCAAGAAGGCAGAAAACUUUGUGGAGUGGACCGAAGACGGUUCUGGAAAACUAAGGUUGGUGGAGGUCGUCAGCAACAAGGUGUUCUGCAUACAGCGCGACGAUGUGCAGCUGGAGUGUCUCAACACGGGCGGAACGAAGUCGUACAGGGUCGAGGAGGUGCCCAAGGAGGAGCUGAUCAUCGGCGACGAUGAGAUGCUCGUACACGUAGCCCACUUCCAGAAGGUAAAGAGGCGCGAGGGUGAAGCCGAGCUGCUCCAGACGGUCACGGAGAACGAUAUUCCGAUGACACUAGUGGAUCGGCUGCAGGAAGAGAAGAAGCAGGAAGCCAUCCGGCGAAAAGAGCGAAGUGAGGCACACCUGUUCAUGACGAUACUGGUGUUGCUAAAUGAUGACUUCAAUGGUCACCAAGGCAACGACCUCUACGACUCAGACCGAGCUCACUCACGAACGUUUAGGGUGAAGAAAAUGACAACUCUUGAUGAAGCGAUGGACCUGCUAGCCGAAAAUAUGAAAAUACCUAGACAACAAAUGCGGCCGUGGCCCUUCAACGUGCGGCCAAACCAGACAUUCCGGCCGACUGUCCUGGAAGUGGAGCAAGAGGCUCACAAAACCAUACAAGACCUUGCUGAGACUGAUAGUUCGUGGACAAUAUUUCUAGAGACACUCAGUGUGGAUAGUGGCCUCACCCGAUUGCCUGUCUUUGAUAAAGAGAGAGACGUGUUGUUGUUCCUGAAGAUGUACGAUCCAAAAACAAAAAGCAUAAACUACUGCGGGUAUAUAUAUGCUGCCAUCACAACAAUAGUCAGUGACAUACUACCUGUGUUAAAUGAAAGGGCUGGUUUCCCUAGAGAUACUCCAUUGAUAUUGUACGAGGAAGUGAAGCCAAACUUCAUGGAACGAAUGGAGAACUACGACCUCGCCCUGGAGAAGAUCUUUGACGAGCUCAUGGACGGUGAUAUCAUAGUGUUUCAGAAGGACGACCCCAACAUGGACACCUAUGACCUUCCCACAGCUAAGGACUAUUUCAGGGACCUGUACUAUAGAGUCGAGGUGACGUUUCGUGAUAAGUCUAUACCCAGUGACCCCGGAUUUACGUUGGACUUGUCACAGCGGAUGAACUACGAGCAGGUAGUGCGAGCGGUGGCUCAGAAAUUGAAUACGGAUCCCUAUCUCCUACAGUUUUUCAAAUCUCAAGGGUUUAGGGAUGGGCCAGGCAACCCACUCAGGUGUAACUAUGAAGGCACGCUCAAGGAUCUGCUAGUGUACUUCAAACCUCGGCAGCAAAAGAAGCUUUACUAUCAGAGGCUAAGCAUAAAGAUAACUGAGUUGGAAAACAAGAAGCAGUUCAAAUGUACAUUUGUAAAUAGCAAUCUCAAGGAAGAGAAGGAGCUGGUGCUUUAUCCAAACAAGAACGGUUCGGUCGGGAGUCUGCUCAAGAAGGCAGAAAACUUUGUGGAGUGGACCGAAGACGGUUCUGGAAAACUAAGGUUGGUGGAGGUCGUCAGCAACAAGGUGUUCUGCAUACAUCGCGACGAUGUGCAGCUGGAGUGCCUCAUCACGGACGGAACGAAGUCGUACAGGGUCGAGGAGGUGCCCAAGGAGGAGCUGACCAUCGGCGACGAUGAGAUGCUCGUACACGUAGCCCACUUCCAGAAGGAGGUCUUUUCCACUUUUGGGCUACCGUUCUUGUUUAAAAUAAAAAACAAGGAGCCCUUCGCUAAGGUGAAGGAGCGAAUGCAGAAGAAGCUGGAGCUCACCGAUAAGGACACAGAGAAGAUGAAAUUUGCUCUCGUUGUCAUGGGAAGGCCGAACUAUUUUCCGGACGAUGGAGAAUACAACAUCAACUUGGAAGAUUUCCUACCAAACUCGUCACAGACGGGAGGUGGAGGGGCGAUCCAGACUCGGCCGUGGAUAGGUAUCGAUCACGUGAUCAAGGUACCGAAGCGGGCACGUCAUCCGUACCUUGAGAAGCCAAUCAAGAUACAUAAUUAGAAAAUUAGCAACUUGUACAGCAAUACACAGGGAGCUUGGGUCGCGACAGGGCCCUGCAUGGGCAAGCGUGGCGAUAGUCCGACGGCAGAUUGCAUCCGAUCCACGGAUUCAUGGCAUUAUAAAUUGAGUCUAAUCUGUUUGUCAUUAUUAAAUGUGAACGCGG
Priapulus caudatus is the source of this 5187-nucleotide messenger RNA. Its product is annotated as ubiquitin carboxyl-terminal hydrolase 7-like. Bases 273 to 5024 code for a protein of 1583 amino acids. Gene Ontology annotation, molecular function: cysteine-type deubiquitinase activity; protein binding; cysteine-type endopeptidase activity. The transcript is spliced from 45 exons. The record is from RefSeq and is a predicted model, not a curated record. Gene Ontology annotation, biological process: protein deubiquitination; regulation of protein stability. Gene Ontology annotation, cellular component: cytosol; nucleus. NCBI's taxonomy places the organism in Eukaryota, Metazoa, Priapulida, Priapulimorpha, Priapulimorphida, Priapulidae.